CGGUUCGUGUAUAUCUCCCAAUUAUGGUUGAAUUUUUAUAAUAUAGGCUAAGGGGAGCGUUUGUGCGUUUGUGCGAUUAGUGUUCGACCCCCCCCCCCCCCCCUACCCACUAUUGCACGAUCGAAAAACGAUACAAGGAGAGUGGUAAAAAAAAUUUUAAUAAACGGAUAAUCUCGCACGCGAGCGUUCGUUUUUCGAUUUGCAGUCCGAUGGUCGCGACAUAAGCUGACGCGGAGCACUUUUCACCGUCGCGACGUACAACAAUAAUAUAACAACGGAUUUCGUUACACGUUGUCCGUUUCGUCUGACGCCGCCCUCACACGUGCGCGUCUCGUAACACGCGACCGGCAGCGGCGGCGGUAAAGGAGAAAGUGCGCGGCGGUCGUAUAUGUGUGCCGGCGGCCACGGCGGUCGGCUACGGCGGCGGCGGUCGGACCGAUGUCCCGAGUCUUAGUCCCGCGACGUCGUACCUGCAGCGGCGGCAGCAGCAGCACCAGCAGCGGUGUUGGUGGUGGCGGUGGUGGUCUUGGUCGCGGUCGUCGUCGUCGUCGUCGUCGUCGCCGUCGCGCGAACGGCGGCGGCGGCGGUGGUGUUGGUCGCGGCCGAGGCGCACCGGGAUCGGCGAGGACUCAUGGCGGACGAGUAUCUGCGGCGCCGCGGUAGGCGCACCGGCGCGGGGGCCGUGGCGGCCGUAUACAGUGGAGAUCAGCGACAAGCGACGCCGCCGUUUCCGUCCGUGUGCCGUCUGGUCGAAAAGUACACGAUGCUCAUCGAACGGCACCGGCAGAACCAGCAGAACGGGUUGACGGCGCCUGUCCGUGGCGGAAAACCGUCGACGCCGGCGUCGUCGCCGCCGCCACAGUCCAAGUCGGCGGUACCGUCAGGCCCGGCUAUCGGCGACGACGACGCCGCCGCCUGGAACCGUCUACUGAUGGACAACGGCGGAGCUGAAAACGAAAACGACGACGAUGUCAACGGCAACGGCGACGACGGCUACGACGACGAUGAUGACGACGGCGGAGGUUGUGACCGUCGGUUCAGUUGCGUGUCGUUGGGCAGCAUCCAAGCCGGUAGCGACGAAGACGACAAGCUUACGACGAUCUCAGACGGCGGCGUGCAAGACUUGCGGUCGGGUGACGGCCGGCAACCGCAGCUACAGCAGGUGGUAGUCAGCCGGCUGGAGGUGAGCAAGACCAAGGUGAAGCGAAAGCGGCGCAAGUCGUGGACGGGACCAGUGGGCCGGCAGGGCAAGGGUGACGGGAUGGGCAGUCCGUGCCGCAAGGGCCAUAGUCUGGACCAAGGCUACGAGACGACGCACCACCAUCACCAACACCGGGAGUUCGGGAGCAGGCUGCACCACCACCCGACGCUAUACCGGUCAUUCAGCAGCAACGCGGGCGGCGACGCGGGCAGCGUGUUGGUGUACGAUGGUUGCGGCCCGCCGGACGGCGAGACACCAGUAAACGGCGCGGGUGGCCGUCAGUUCCGGACUCCGUCCGUGGUGGUCAGCGACCACUCCGAGGACCCGGUGUCCUUUUCGUCCAUGUUCACGCUUGACGACCUCGGCGAGUUCGAGUACAGGUCGUCCGCCGAUUACGGGUUCAACGACUCGUCGUCCGAAUGCAGUGCGAGCACGUGGAGCGCCGCGGGGAGUGUCAUCAGCGUACUGGAUGCAGACUAUUCGCUGCACACGCCCGAGCGCAAAAUAUCCGGAUGCAGCACGUGCAGCACGUUCAGCGGCGUCGAGGAGGACGAAGCUGCAGCGGCGGUGGAGGCGUUCGGCCAAUCCAAAUCGAAGCCAAAGCAUUCCGGAUGGCGAAAGUUGAGAAACAUUGUUCAGUGGACGCCGUUCUUUCAGACUUACAAAAAACAGAGGUAUCCGUGGGUACAGCUAGCCGGACACCAAGGUAAUUUCAAAGCCGGUCCGGAACCUGGUACGAUCCUCAAGAAACUUUGUCCCAAGGAACAGUUGUGCUUCCAAGUGCUGAUGAAGGACGUUCUGAGACCGUACGUGCCCGAAUACAAGGGUCACUUGACCACCGACGACGGAGACCUAUAUCUUCAGCUAGAAGACUUGUUGGGUGACUUCACUUCGCCGUGCGUCAUGGACUGCAAGAUCGGCGUCAGGACGUAUCUGGAAGAGGAACUGGCGAAAGCCAAAGAGAAACCCAAGUUGAGAAAAGACAUGUACGAGAAAAUGAUUCAGAUAGACCCGAACGCACCAUCGGAGGAGGAACACCGACUGAAGGGUGUGACAAAACCGAGGUAUAUGGUUUGGAGGGAGACGAUUUCGUCGACGGCCACGUUGGGCUUCCGGAUCGAGGGGAUCAAGAAAAGCGACGGCAAAUCGAGCAAGGACUUCAAGACGACAAAGAACCGGGACCAGGUGAUCGAAGCGUUUCGAGAUUUCGUCGCCGGUUUCCCGCACGUAAUACCCAAGUACAUCAACCGACUGAGAGCGAUCAGAGACAUACUGGUUGACUCCAAGUUUUUCACCACGCACGAGGUGAUCGGCAGCUCGCUGCUGUUCGUGCACGACAGCAAGAACGCCAACAUAUGGCUUAUCGACUUCGCAAAAACGCUCAUACUUCCGCCGGACAUCCGGAUUAACCACACGUCCGAGUGGGUGGUGGGCAACCACGAGGACGGUUACCUGAUCGGCAUCAACAACCUGCUGGACAUAUUCACCGAGAUGAACGCCGCGAUCACGUUUCCCGUCACGCUCAUCGAAGUCACGGCUCCGUCCGAAGUCGCCUGAACGCCGUCGACCCCCGCCGGUACCCCUACUCGCCGGUCCACUCAGCGGUCUUCCGAAUCGGGUGACCCACCCCAUUGACAAUGUGUGAUAGUAAUAAUAUGUCUGGCGCAAAAUAUUCCAAAAAAUCAUUUUUUAAAUAACACUUUCGAUUUUCGUUGACAAACAAAAUGCCGACGUUUUCCGUACCUACCUACCUACUGCAGGGUUCGUUUCGAUUGCGACGAGUUUUCAAUCUUAAUUUAUUUUACCCCCACCCAACCCCCGAACCGUUUUCGGCGCACCAGAGGAUUUGCCAUCAGUAUUAAAACAAUGAUCUAUUAUAGACGUUAAAAAAUAAAUAUUUUAUAACUAUACAUCAUCGCGGUGUGUUGUGUAAUAUGCCUAUUAUAAUAUGUACUAUAUUAUACACAUAGUAUAUUAUUAAAUAUUAUAAUAAUAUUAUGGUAAUGUGUGUUUGUGUGGAAAUCCAAUAAUAUAAAAUAAUAGUUAUUAUAUUUAAAUACGUGUACGAUAAUGGGACUACUACGUGUGAUUCUCAAAUGAUAUAUAUAUAUAUUAAUUAUUUAAACGUACAUUUUUAAUUCCAAGCGUAUAUGACGUGUGUAUAUAUUAUUAUGAUAUAAUAAUUACUAUACUGUGCGUGCGAUAAAAUAAUAAUUUUGUAAUACAUCAAUCAAUUAUCCACUGCAGUGUCGUGUGGUUUUUAUUUCGUUGUUUUAUUUUAUCGCUAUUACUAAAUUACUAUUUUUAUUAUUAUUAUUAUUUUUUUUUCAAAAACUUUAUAUUAUAAUCAGCCCUCUCCACUAUCCCUUUCACCACCCCUCUUGUCCAUGUAUUACGCAAAAAAUAUUUUUUUUAAAUACCUACCCACGUUACAACGACAAUAAUAACUAUAAUAAUAAUAAUAUUUACAAUAAUAGUACCUAUACUUUAUUUUUAUUUCCGCACGAGAACUAGACGUCCUCAUUUUGUUCUCCCGUUACAGUGUGUGUGUGUGUGUGUGUGUGUGAAAUUUUCGAUUUUAUUAUAUAUUAUUAUAAUUUUCCCCCCUUAUAUUUUUAUUUAUUAUUAUAACAUUUUUUUUUGUGUACAGAAUAUUUUAAAUAAGACUUGUAAAAGAAACCCUUGUUAUAUUAUUUUAUUUUUUAUUUCACUUCGCACAUGUGUACAUAAUAAAUCGUUAUCGCCUAUUUUUCUA
This is a messenger RNA of Metopolophium dirhodum (rose-grain aphid), 3956 nucleotides long. RefSeq names its product inositol-trisphosphate 3-kinase A (gene IP3K2). The transcript is spliced from 9 exons. Gene Ontology annotation, biological process: inositol phosphate biosynthetic process. The record is from RefSeq and is a predicted model, not a curated record. Gene Ontology annotation, molecular function: inositol-1,4,5-trisphosphate 3-kinase activity; inositol tetrakisphosphate kinase activity. NCBI's taxonomy places the organism in Eukaryota, Metazoa, Arthropoda, Insecta, Hemiptera, Aphididae. The coding region runs from base 632 to 2758 and encodes 708 amino acids. Gene Ontology annotation, cellular component: nucleus; cytoplasm.